UCGUCGCUAUAUACAGGAUUUCUGGGAACAGACAGUUUUGAUGCAUUGUCCUCGCCACGAUGGCUGAACAUGUAUGGCUGAAAUAUUGACAAGUGAUAAGAUAAGUGGUGUUAACCGAGUCAUAGACAUUCAUUCAUUCAUUAUAAAGACUACCCUACUCACUAUCGUAGUCUGAUCUGAAAUAUACUGUGAUGUAUGAUUGAUUUGGUAGGUACUGAUAAUAGGGGAGUUACGAGUUGGAACUCUUUUGUCGUGAAAGGUAAAAGCAGUCGCACUGUGCCAUGUGACUUGUAAAAAUGUUAGGCAGCCUUUCUUGCCCAAGAAUUUACUGACCACCUCUCUCAGUUCUUUUCAUAAGGAACUUCAUAAGUUCACACAGGUUCAGACUAAUUUUCUCCAUCAUUCGUCUACUCUAAAUUACUUUUUAUGACACAUGUUAUAGUGAAUGUCAUCAAAAAUAGUGUGACAGGUUUUUUUUUUGUUUUGUUUUUUUGACAGUUCACAUGAUGCAGUUGGUCUUUUUUCUACCUUCAUCGAUAAAAGAGUACAAAGUUGAAACAUCCCUAUUGUAAUGAAAUAAAUGAUAGUGGUAGAAGUCAUUUAAAUGUAGUAACCACUUGUGUUAACAGGGUUUAUACUCCCAAUCCAAUCGUGCAUUAAAUCCAAAAAUAAAUUAUUCACAUUUUUCUUUGUAGCUGGAAGAUUUAGACCAUUACAUGGAAGUCCCUGAACAGAUCAUCUCUAUGAAAAGAAAAUGAAGGAACCAGUCAGAAGAGUCUUUCUUGUAACAUGCCUUCUUGUUCUUUGCCACGAAACAGCAGCGGAGAGAUUAGGUUGGGCUUAUGCGGAAGCUGACACUCAGUCGUGGCCGGAUGCGAGAUCAGGGGCAGCCAGCUGGGCAGACCAACAGGGGGGCUUCUGGCUGUUCGGAGGAUCUGGAUUAGGCGUAGGGGAUAAUCCAAUUCCCUUGAAUGACUUGUGGUAUUUCAGUCAGAUAGAAGAGCGCUGGAAUAUGUUGCAGCCUAGAGGAGUUAUUCCCCCUGGUCGUUACAUGGCCUCAGCCUGCGGGGUGUCAGACCUAAUGUUUGUGGUGUCAGGAGGCCUGGGUAUUGAUGGUUAUGGAUUUGACGACACCUGGGUGUACAGUAUAACAAACAACACCUGGUUACCACUGAAGAAUCAGACUCGCCCCUCAGCCCGUGGUGAAGGAGCUACAUGGUGCACAGACAGAUAUAUGUAUGUGUUUGGGGGGAUACACUUGGGUCAGCUACAGUCCGACCACUGGCAGUUUUCAUUAGAAGCUCUCACCUGGACACCAGUGACCACACCAGGUGAGGAGGCCAACCAGACUGACCACAACUCUGAGUCACCUUCAGAAAGAAACGCCGCUAUGACCUGGGUGUUCAAAGACUCGUUAUACAUGUUUGGUGGUAAUAUCAGCCAGUCAGAAGAACUUGUUUAUUCCUCUUGCCUGUGGAGCUACAGCAUGAGGAGCAGAAAGUGGCAGUUACUACAUGGAUUGGAUAACAACCAGUUACCUGUGUAUUACAAUUGCAGCUACGUGAAUUGUACCCCUGGUGGACGUACAGGUAGUGCCACCUGGGUUGACCCUCGUGGAUAUCUGUGGCUGUUUGGUGGGGAACGACUGAUGUGGAGUCGGAUGUCAAAGUUGUCAGCGGUUUUCGUUGGAGAUACCUGGGUGUAUGAUACCACUAAAAAUCGCUGGUUUUGGAUUGCCGGUAAAAAUUCUGAGGAGAAGGCCAGAAGUGUAGCUGCUCCCGAGGUUUCCGGCUUUCAUUUCACCCCAGGAGCGAGGUAUGGUAGUACAGCUUGGCACUCAGGGAACAGGUUCUAUCUCUUUGCUGGGGUCAUUCAUUCCAGCAUGAGUGCGUUGUUCAUGAAUGACCUGUGGUAUUUUCAGGUAUUUGGAGAUCAGCAUUUUACACUGGGCAAUGUAAUGCUGAUCCUGAUUGUCGCAGUUCUUCUGGUAAGUGUACUCAUAAUAGUGGCUCUCCUGGCCAGAAGAAAAGGGACAGAUAACUUUUCACAGUCCACAAAAUACUCCCUUCUCAUGGAGACUACAUCCUUUGAUGCUUCAUGUAAUUAGCGAGAAAUGUGUACCGUCUUUGACUGUUAGACCCAUGGUUUUAAGUAGCUUCUAAGCGUGCGCCUCGAAGUCGGGAGGCUGAAGUUCAAACCCAGGCUCAUACCAAAGGCUGUAAAAAAUGGUACUUGCUGCUGCCUCGCUUGGCGCUCAGCACUGAGAGGUUAGAGCAAGGAAACAUGACUUGGUUGGGUGUCAUGUCUGGUGUCUUCGGCAGGAUACUUCAGUGGAGGCAGCACUUGGGCAGCUUAAACUCGCUGCCACAGGAAGACACAAUAUAAGUAGAUGCAUGUGAUGACUGGUCAUCGUCAUAAGACUGAAAAAGUUUUAAGUACGACAUUAAACCCCUAGCAUACAUACAUACAUGUGUUUCUAUAUAUACAUGUGUUUCUGAUGAUGAUUAAAGUUACACCCAUGUUUCAGGAUUUUGUGUAUCUUCCAAUAGCACCUAUGUUGAGGUAGCAGCAUAAUAUUACAUAUCUCACAUAUAUGAUGGUUUUUAUUAUGCAAAGUUUUAUCAUACCCUAAUUGCUGUAUGGAUUAUAAAUUGCCUGUUAAGGUUGAUAUCCUCAGGUGUAAAACUACAUGCUGUUAAUGACCUGUUAAUGUUAAUGACCAUGAACUUAUGGAACGGGUUUAUCAGGAUGGUGAUAGUAUUUACCUUGAUUCCACCAGACAUGUCUUUGAAUCCAGCUAACACAUGCGUGUUAAUUGCCAAUUGUUUGAAUAAUGUAUAAGUAUAAAGUGUAAUUAUCCCUACCUUUUUUGGUAUUGGGCUGUAUGUCCAUUUUUGAACAAAAUUAAGGCUGUUUAUGUUCAGUGAUAGGCUUUGACAGCUAUUAUUUUGAGGGCACAGACCAACAGGGAAUAUGUAUGGUUUUUACAUGAAUGAUGCUUCCUAUCCAUAAUGUUGCCUUUUCAGUCUAUUCACUUUUUAUUUGUACAAUGUGUGUAUUGCCCAUUAUGUGAAGCGAUAUAUUUCAAUUAUACCUCAUUGGUUAUGUCAUCAUAUCCGCCCAUUUUAUCUGUCAAAACAAAGGAACAGUGUAUAUUGAGUUAGCUAAUGUACAGUGAUAAGAUUUUUUAUGUUAGGGAUUUGUUGAUGGAAAUACGAACUGUUGAUCAAAAAAUAAUUAUAUGUAUGUAGAAAAUUUGGUCCAGAUUUUCCAUCAAUAUCUUUGUUCAAUUAUAUUUGAUUAUCUAUCAUUAUCAAUGUUCAUUUACAUUUGAUUUUCAUUGUUCAGUUAUAUUUGAUUGUCUAUCGGUAUGUUUGUGUAGUUAUAUCUUAUUAUCUAUCAAUAUCUUUGCUCAC
This is a messenger RNA of Liolophura sinensis, 3416 nucleotides long. Its product is annotated as kelch domain-containing protein 4-like. Gene Ontology annotation, molecular function: protein binding. The transcript has 3 exons. The record is from RefSeq and is a predicted model, not a curated record. Lineage: Eukaryota; Metazoa; Mollusca; Polyplacophora; Chitonida; Chitonidae. Bases 755 to 2107 code for a protein of 450 amino acids.